Messenger RNA from Planococcus citri (citrus mealybug), 2437 nucleotides. Its product is annotated as metabotropic glutamate receptor 1-like. Bases 578 to 2215 code for a protein of 545 amino acids. The record is from RefSeq and is a predicted model, not a curated record. Gene Ontology annotation, biological process: G protein-coupled glutamate receptor signaling pathway; regulation of synaptic transmission, glutamatergic. Gene Ontology annotation, molecular function: adenylate cyclase inhibiting G protein-coupled glutamate receptor activity; G protein-coupled receptor activity involved in regulation of postsynaptic membrane potential. Gene Ontology annotation, cellular component: plasma membrane; postsynaptic density membrane. The transcript has 10 exons. NCBI's taxonomy places the organism in Eukaryota, Metazoa, Arthropoda, Insecta, Hemiptera, Pseudococcidae.
CAGCCACACAUAGAACUUUUCCCCUCAGGGUUAUUACUCCGAAGGUGCGAAAUGUUACUUUGCAACGAGUUGCCUACUACAUAAUACGAGUAUUUAUUUGUAAGUACAUAGGUAUAUUUUGAUUUAUGAAUUACUAUACUAGGAGUGUAGACCAAUAUUGGACCAAAACGAAAAUGAAUUGGACGUCAGAUUUAGGAGACCUAUAUUACGUCACACCAACCCCGCAAUACCAUGAAAAAUUCUACAAUUACUACACGGCUUUGUCAAUGAACAGUUCUACGAAACAUACCUAUCUCAAAAAAUUCCGAGAACGGUACUUCGAAGCUAAAUUUGAUUCUAAAAUGAAGGACAUAGAAACAUCCGCAAGUAAAACGCCUUUUUCACUUUACAUAUACUUAUUUCUCUAUUUGUAAUAUCUACAUGCUUACCAAGUUUGAAGUUACCACAUGUUAGCGUUAACUGCUACAUUAGAAUUACGAUUGUUAUUUUCUUAUUUUUACUUGCUUUAGACGUACAUAGAGACCUUUACAAAAAUGAUUCGAGAGCGACGGUCAAUAUCAUUAAAUCACUUUACACCAUGGUCCAUGCUCUGGAUAAAGUAGAUCCCGAUAAUCCUUAUUACCGGAUGUUUGCAGCUUUCAAAAUCGAUGAAGUCAAAUUUGAAUUUUUAAACGAAGAAUUGAGCUUUAGAAACUACAAAGGUCUACUCGACAGAGAAAAAUUUGAUAUACACAAAUUUAAAACAACAGGAGAUCACUCGUCGGGUGACUUCAUCAAGAUCGGAGAAUAUUUGAAAGUUGGUUUUUGGAGUGAUGAAGAUCAAAUGCAAAUAAAAGGAAAAAUAAACAUAGAUGACACGCAUUUCAAGUAUUCAACUAAUUAUCCGAAACAGACAUGUAGUAAACAAUGUUCUGCGGGACACUUCAGGAAACCACGGAUCAACAGAUGCUGUUGGGAAUGCGUUGCCUGUAAUGAUUCUAAAGUAUCAAAUGGUGAAACUACUUCGUGCAAGAAAUGCGCAUUAGAUACAGUUCCAGAUCAAAACAAAAGUGCCUGUAUACCAAUAACAGAGAUUCUUCCGCUACCAACUAAUUGGAACGAUAGCCAGAAUUUAAUAUCAAUUGGAAUGUCUUCAUUUUCAAUCAUAUUGACGAUGAUUGUAAUAUGGGUAUUUGUCAAGUAUCAAAAUACUCCGGCUAUCAAGUCAACCACCAGAGAGCUAUGUUACGUAAUGUUCGCGGGAAUUAUUCUGGUAAACGCUUCACUCUUUAUUUCGGCAGUGAAUUUGAACUUCAGAACAGCAGAUACAAAAAUUUUACUAGCAGUUGGAUUCACAAUGAUAUACGCCGCUCUGCUAGUGAAAACCAAUCGCAUCGCACGCAUAUUGGUCACAUCCAAACAUAAAUUUGCCAACAUGAACCCUAAAUAUGUGUCGCUGAAAACUCAGAUUUUAAUAACUUCAAUAUUGAUCGGAAUAGAAGUAGUAAUAUGCUGGUUCGCAGUGAAAUUUCAUGAUCCAGAUCCAGACAUGAGAGGAAGUGACCUCGUUUUGAGAAGGUUUUAUUUGGACGGUGUAUUUUUCAUCAAGAUAUUUGCUUUUGUUGCAUUAUUGAUAUUGUUUUGCACUUAUUACGCGUUCAAAACACGAAACCUUCCAGAAAAUUUUAACGAGACUAAAUGCAUUGGUUUCGCAAUGUACACCACGGUACUAACAGCAGUAGCAUUCAGCAUGGUAUAUUUUGCUACCGAUUCGAGUAAUAAAAUACUGGCGAUGAACUUAUGCGCUUCGAUCAACACCCUGACAAUUUUGAUUUUCUUGUUUUCACCGAAAUUGUAUAUCAUCUUGUGGAAGCCUGAGAGGAAUACUAGAGCCUACUUUUCACCUGUUAAAUCCGGUAUUCGAAGUUACAUUGGUAAUGCAUCGCGUUCCAAAUCACGCAAACCACAAAAUCAGUGUUACUCGCUUGAAACCUCACUGUCACAAUCCAGCUCCCAUGAUGCAGUAGAAAAUUCAAAGGAAUAUGAUCGAAAUGUCAUCGAAAAAACAAUCAAAGAAAUUGCCAUUCAACUGAAAGAAUUAAAUCUAGAUGCAUCGAAGGAGGAAAUCAAGACAGACGAUUUACAACUUUAUGAAAUGAUAGAUGAUCUACAAAAAGCAUAUGAAAAGAUCGAGAAAAUAAAACUGAAACAUAAAGUGGGCGUGAAUCGAGUAUAACACAAACGAAGUCAAGUAGAACACAAGAUAUUUCCAAGGCACAUGUUCCAAUACUCCAAUUGAUCGACUUUAAAUACAGAGCUUGGUAAAUUGAAAUUACCAACUUUUAAAUAUAUUCUGUAGAUACGUCAGGUCAACUGACUCAACUGUCGUACGUACUUGGCACACGUUAUUCUUUUGUUUUCCAAUGUACAUAAUUAGCUGGAAUAAAAUGUAAUUAAC